This is a messenger RNA of Hypoxylon trugodes, 510 nucleotides long. RefSeq lists its product as uncharacterized. The transcript has 2 exons. NCBI's taxonomy places the organism in Eukaryota, Fungi, Ascomycota, Sordariomycetes, Xylariales, Hypoxylaceae. The record is from RefSeq and is a predicted model, not a curated record. Bases 114 to 407 code for a protein of 97 amino acids.
CGAGUACAUCGAAUUCCAUCCCGGCAAUACAUCAUCGAGUUUUAGAGCAAGAUGUCUAACGCAGAAAAAAAAAAUACAAGAAAGCCAGAGUUCAGUGGUGGGAUCACCGAACCAUGCACAUCUUAUGCCCAUGGUGCGACGGAAUCCAUCAGCAUGGCUUUGAAGGGAACUAUGACCAACGCCAUAUACAUGUGUGUCAUUGUGCUUCAGUGGACAGCGACAGUACCCAAGUAUUUGAGUACGAGAUACGAUUCCUACUUGGUACAGCAUCAACGCUUCGGUACGAAAUCGAUAAGGAAAAUUUUCGGUUCGUAGCAGGCGGGGCUCGUCUGCCUGUCGAAGGCAUCUCCGAUAACGAGGCAGAAGAUUUGAGGGUUAGUUUUAAGAUAGUGUCGAGGCGAAACUAAAGUGGGUAGAGGCAGUCGAGACUGAAAUGUUCCUCGAUGACCCGGUUGAGAAAAUAAUUAUUGCAAGAGACAAGAUGGUAAAAGGCGAUAUCGGAUAUAUCCA